UUGCGCCCCUUUCCUGCGCAUUUGGCAUCGACCGACCAUUGUCCUGUCCCAUUUCCGCCUUAGCCCCAGUUAGAGCCCUAACGGAGCUGAAACUAUCACCCACUGUUUUUUUAACUGAAAAGAGGCCUACCUUUCAAUCCUGGGCAACAGAAUUGGACAAGAUGCCCACCCUUGAGGUUGACGAGUUGGACAAUUCUGUCCGGAUCAAAGUGGGAUACAAUGGAAAUAUACUGGUCACCAACAUAAAAAAUGAUGUGAAAUAUCCCGACUUCUGUGCUGAAAUCAAAGACAUUUGUAAAUUUGAUGAUGUUCAGCCAUUUACAGUGAAAUGGCUGGAUGAAGAAGGCGAUCCAUGUACUAUUUCAUCUCAAAUUGAAUUGAAUGAGGCUAUUCGAUUGUAUGAGGUUAACAAGGAUUCUGAGCUUAACAUACACAUUUUUCCAAAUGUCCCAGCAAGACCAGGCCUGCCUUGUGCAGGAGAAGACAGAAACAUGUAUCGCCGUGGAGCUCGAAGGUGGAGAAAGUUAUACAGAGUGAAUGGUCACCUAUUCCAGGCCAAACGCUUCUCAAGAAAAGCCGCCUGCGCCUUUUGUUCCGAUCGCAUAUGGGGUCUGGGACGCCAAGGAUUCAAGUGCAUCAACUGUCGCGUGACUGUCCACAAGCGCUGCCACAAACUGUACAAGAAACAGUGUGGAGGAGCAGAGGAUAUUCCAGAAGUUGGAGCUUCCCCUCAGAAUGGAGAAAAAGGAGCUUUUGGUGAUUCCAGAUCUAAUGGAGAUUCUAAAGGGGGCAGAUCUCAUCAGAACCUGCCUGUGGAGUAUGGAAAAGAGGAGAUGAAGGUGGAGCAGUAUCGAGAGGAGGAUGAUGAAGAGGAGGACCAUUUUGUUGAUGCUGAGUCUUUUAUGACGGCUAAAGUUGAGGGCUCCAGCACAAAGGACGGCAAUCAGUUGAACCUGGACCACUUCCAGCUGCUGCGGGUCAUAGGUCGUGGCAGUUACGCCAAAGUGCUGCAGGUGGAGCACAAGAAGACCAAGCGCAUCUACGCAAUGAAGGUCAUCAAGAAGGAGCUGGUCAACGACGAUGAGGACAUUGACUGGGUCCAAACAGAAAAGCAUGUGUUUGAGGCUGCGACAAAUUACCCGUUUCUGGUGGGUUUGCAUUCCUGCUUCCAGACGUCCAGCAGGCUGUUCUUUGUGAUUGAGUUUGUCAACGGGGGAGACCUGAUGUUUCACAUGCAGAGACAGAGGAAGCUGCCAGAGGAGCACGCCAGGUUCUAUGCUGCUGAGAUCUGCCUGGCCCUCAACUUCCUUCAUGAAAGAGGCAUUGUGUACAGAGACUUGAAACUUGACAAUGUGCUCCUGGAUGCUGAGGGCCACAUCAAGCUGACAGACUACGGCAUGUGCAAGGAGAAUCUGAUGCCAGGAGACAAGACCAACACAUUCUGUGGGACCCCCAACUACAUAGCUCCUGAAGUGUUGAGAGGAGAAGACUAUGACUUCAGUGUCGACUGGUGGGCCCUGGGGGUCCUGAUGUACGAGAUGCUGGCAGGACGCUCUCCCUUUGACGCUGUUGGAAAUGCCGACAACCCUGACCAGAACACAGAGGACUACUUAUUUCAGAUUAUUCUGGAGAAACCCAUCAGAAUACCGAGGUCUUUGUCUGUCAAGGCGGCUUCACUCCUCAAAGGAUUUCUCAACAAGGCACCAGCUGAGAGGCUUGGCUGUCAUCCAGCCACCGGCUUCUCGGAUAUCCAGUCUCAUCCGUUCUACCGAUCCAUCAACUGGGAGAUGCUGGAGCAGAAGCAGAUUGUCCCCCCCUACAAACCGUACAUCCGACAUGAGAGAGAUCUGGAACACUUUGACCCGGCUUUUACCAAUGAACCAGUCCGUCUCACGCCUGAUGACCCAUCGGCCAUCAACGAAAUUGACCAGUCUGAGUUUGACGGCUUUGAGUAUGUGAACCCGUUACUCAUGUCCAUGGAAGAUUGCGUAUAGAGGUGGGAACACAGACUCCUUGCUAGUGGAGUUGACAACAUACGAGAUCUGUUUUUCCUGACAUAGAAAGUAUUUUCUUGUUAUGCUUGUGUGUGGAUCGUCUUAUUUACUGUUUUGAGAGCUGUUUCGUCAGUAUCUUGUUUGUAUCACAUUGCUCUGAAACCGUUUUGUAAUGCAUGACCGUUUGAAAGGCAGUAAAAUUUGACCAAAUGGUAAAAUGCCCUUAAAAGUUGUUUUGCCAGCGAAACCAAUGAUCUUUGUGAAUAAAACUAUAAGUGUCUGUGCUUUAUGUGUAAGUGUUGAGUUGAAAGAAUGUUGAGAGAACUUAUAAAUUGAACAUGAUGUCAGCUGGUUCUGAUGAUUUUGAUGUCUUUUGUUUGUAGCUUCUAUCUUUUACUGUAAAGUGAAAGUUGGUUGGCAAUCCUAAGAUCUGUGCUCAACAAACAUCUACUUUGGAGAUGCUAACUUUUUUUUGGAGGAUGUUGUUGUUUCAGUUAUUUCUUUUCUUUUGUACGGUUGGAUCCUAGAGACUCCGCCCUGCUGAUUUUGUGAAGGAAUGAUGAUUGUUUAAUCAUUACAAUUUUAUUUUCAAUUUUCUAGUUCAUUGUACUUAACGACUGAAAGUUUCUUAGUCAUGUUAAGAUAAUUUUUGUUGUUUAUGUCAAUAUGUUGAUUGUUUGAAAAUACAAAAAGUAAAGCUUUGUAGAAUGUUAUAACAGAAUAUGAAAAGCAGCUGCAGCUCUCUUGGCACAUGGUCAAAAAGAAACCAGAAAACAAGGUCCCAAUUUUAUGCUCUAAUUUUUUUUUCUGUGUUGCUGUUGUGAAGAUUUUUCUUUUUUUUUCUUUUUUUUUUAUAUAAUGGCACACCAGCAGACCCAUGAGGCUUUGCUGAGCUGUGGAACUGUUUUUGAAGUGAGUGUAUUGAUGGUGGAACCAUUUUGUAUUAGAAUGAUAGAGGUACAAUAGUUCUUCAAAUCCUAAGCCUAGGUCUUCUUUUGUUGUUUCCGACAUUUGAUAUACAGGUAAUGGAUGGUUUAAAAUCUUUUAAUAUGCAUUUCAUAGAAAGAUAUGCUUCGUGGUACAUGCAUAAAAGUACACCAUGGUUGAUAGAUUUCUAAAUGUUAACACUGUCAGUUUUGAACAGAAAGUCAUUUACAAAGGGUACUAAAAUAUUAGUGUGAUAUGAGUUAAUUUAAUCAGGUUGGAAGAACUUGACAAUAAUGACACAGUUAUGUCAGUGAAGGUAAUGUGUGUUUAUCUUUUUGCUAAUGCGCUUGGAGCUAUACUUCUCCAACAGAUGUAUACAGCUCUUUAUAUCACCCUUUUUACAUAUCAACUACUGUCCAUUUAUGUAGAGCUAGUGGGUGUUGCUAGUGACGAUAAUGAUGACUGUGGAGGAUAUGAUAAGGAGUUGUCCUGUUUUGUUUACUGUCACAAAUUGUAAGGUUUUUUUGUUGGUCUGCCAAAAUACUCCAGUUGCUUCCUUUCCAUUAGUGUUGUGUUUCCUACCACCCUGGUGUCAGAUCUCAAAAACAUAUUUUUUUUCACAUCCAUAGGAUCAUUUCAGGCGUAUUCAUCAUAUAGAGAUGUUACUAGACAUACGAGACUUAUUGUUGCCAAAUUGAAGAAGAUUACGAGUAUAUGUGAAAUAUAAACAUUCAUCCUCUUUACUACACUUGGGGUCAUUUUUUUCAAGCGAACAGCUAUCAUGGUAAGCAGGAGCUGAUUAUUUUCUGUCUUCUUUCAGAAGGUUUGGUCAUUGAUAGUAAUUUAUUACCAUUGAAUGUAUUGUGGUUGCUCUACAGUUUCAUUCUAAGUAUUAAUAUGGUCUGUAGAUGUUUGUGGGUGGCUGGAGGGUGCCAGUGGUAGGUCGGACUUCAGUUCUUCCCCUCUGUUAUUUCUGUAUGUCUGUCUUGCUUGUAGAUGUUGCUGGGUGGCUGGAGGGUGCCAGCAGUAAGUCUGACUUCUGUUUGAUCCUUCUGUUGUUUUUGUCUAUCUGUCUGUCUUGCUUUUUCCCUGCAACGAAAUGACCAUUACUUCGUCGAUAUACUUCUCUUUACUCAAAAUCAAACUGUAUAUAUUCCGAAAUACAGUUGUUUGCGAUUGAGGGUUCUGACAAUGCGACAUUUUAAAGUUUCUGUACAAACAUUUAAAUUAAUAUUUUUUUGUUUACAGAAGUUUUUCUCUUUAUUCUGUGGAUCAUUCCCGAUAGCAGAACAUUCUGUAGCAUUCCACCCUUAUUGUCACUCUUGUCUGACCUGUGAACUGUGGUGAGAACUUCCUGUAGUUCAUUUUCAACAUUUGAUAUAGAGGCACAGCCCCAUCACUUUUUGUCUUGUGUUGGAUUAUGUUAGAGAAGAACCUUGGAACAUUUAGGGGAGGGGUUUUUUUUUCUCCAGUUUUUCUUUCCCUUUCUUUGGUCUAUGAUGGACUGGUGGACUUGCUUCUGAUUUUAAGCCGAUUCCUUACUUUGUUCAUUUUCUGGCCACUUUUUAAAACAAAAAUAAGAACACUAAUUUUCCGUAUCUUCCAGGGCCAUGAUAAAAAAGUUCUGGCAGAUUUUCUGCAGUCUCCGAAGUAAAUGCUGUUAGGCUGGAUAAUAUAUGGGUAGGAAGAGUAGGAUUGUUUCUGACCACAUCGUUUUUGUUUUGCCAUAUCAUCUCUGCUUUGCCAGAUUUUUUUUUUUUGCAUUCCGUUUCUAUUCCCCAGCUAGUCUCAACUGUGCUGUCAUCAUUCCAAAGUAGAAAAUGUAUCCUGUUUUAAUGGCAUGAGAUUCAUUCACAGCCUCACCUUUUUACUCUGUCUACUUUUCUAUUCUGCUUAUUGACUUUUCCUUCUUUUAUAACUCUUGAGGAAGAGGGCCUUGUUCUGAUGGUCAUAAACUGUGGCAGAAUGGACCAGGUGUAUGGUCAUGGGCAUUAGCAGAGUAUCUAGAUUUCUGGGUGUGAAGCAGGUUUCAGGUUGUGCACUUUGGCGGUGCAAAAUUUUUUUUCUACCUUUUUUUCAUCUUUUUCUUUGGAUAGCAAAAAUCAAAUUUUUCCCAAGUUUUUUUGUCUGACCUCAGGUUGUUUUUUUAAUUUAUUUUUUUAACGCAAUGGAUAGUAGAGGUCAUCGAAGGCGUUCUGGUAAGAUGCAUUAUUCUUGUCCUCUGCUGGUAAAAUCUUGAUUGGUGAUUUCACCAUAUGAAAGGGGUAAAGUUUUAGCCCACGAUUCUGUACUUUUCCAUUAGUAAUCUCAACGUAAUUUGUAAAACUGCAAUACAAA
Molecule: messenger RNA, 5258 nt
Organism: Aplysia californica (California sea hare)
Lineage: Eukaryota; Metazoa; Mollusca; Gastropoda; Aplysiida; Aplysiidae
Product: atypical protein kinase C
Exons: 21
Coding region: 162-1994 (610 amino acids)
Biological process (GO): protein phosphorylation; establishment or maintenance of cell polarity
Molecular function (GO): protein binding; protein serine/threonine kinase activity; ATP binding
Source: RefSeq, a predicted model, not a curated record